Molecule: messenger RNA, 2340 nt
Organism: Amborella trichopoda
Lineage: Eukaryota; Viridiplantae; Streptophyta; Magnoliopsida; Amborellales; Amborellaceae
Source: RefSeq, a predicted model, not a curated record
ACAAGUUUUUAAUUCAAAAACGCCAAUUAAUAUUUUUCAAUUUCUCCGAUUAAUAAUCCAAAGACCCGAAGCGCCAUCUCUCUUCUCUCUCUCAGGUCUCUGCUCACUGUCUGCCUCGUUUCUGUCGGCCUCUCUCUCUCUACACUCUGUCACCCUCUCUCUCAUCGUCACUGUAUUUAUUGGCUUCGCAAAAACCGUUUCCAAACCACCACACCUCGAAAAUCAAAGAUCACAGCCCCCCAUAUCCUUCUCCCCCGAAAGAGAUGGCUUUUCCCACAUGCUCUCUCUCAGUCCCUGAUGCAUAGAUGAUAGAGAUUCCAUCACCCAGUUCUUCUCUCUGUAAAACCCACCUUUCUCUCUCUAAAAGUGUGGCCAUUUAUGCAACCAUUUGUUGGUGGCCUGUAACACAUAAUUUUCCCUCUCUAAGUAAAACCGGUGAGUCCCUCUUUUCUCUCUCUCUCUAGAGAGUCUCUCUCUCUCCUCUUUCUGUGAGGUAUCCUUUGAUUCCACCCUUUGGGUUCAUUUUAAUUUAGUGAAUUGAUCUGUGUUUGAAAUUUGAAACUGAAUGCAUGAACACAAAAGCAAAAUCUCGGAUUAUUCUGCCUAUUUGGGUUAGUUCUUCUUCUGUGUAUACUUCUUGUUUCGAGUCCUGUAUGCUCUACUUGUACCCGUGUCCUCUAUUCUUCCUUUUUCAAUCAAUGGAAUUUAGUAAAUUCCAUUAAUUUCAACUUGGGUUGAACUUUAAUGCACGAACUACGAAUGCCAACUUGGUUACUUCUUCUUGAUAAUUGAUCUUCUCUUCUCCUUUUUGGAUAUAAUAUAUCAUUACUGCUUCAGUUUUAUACCUCUCUCUGUCUAGAAAAAUCUUUUAUUCAUGCAUUUCUCUUUCUGAACUUCUUCCAUAUUUUGUCAUUGGGUUCAUCACACUGCACUGAUUUGAAGUUCGGUGCAAGCUUUAGUCAUAAAACACAGAAUCAAUCCUUAAGUUUUCCUCCUUUCUCUGUCAAUUGAUGGGUUUUCUUGGGUUUUAAUAAUGGAUAACAGUUCUUUGCAUUAUAGUUGCUCGGGGAAGGAUAAAAUAUAUUCUGGUUAUUUUGGUUUUGACACAACAGAAAUAAUCCUAUCCCUUCUGGUUAUUCUGGUUCUUCUUUCUUUGUUGGUGAUUUGGAGACUUUGGGAAAUGCAUAGGAAUCUGGAUGAUUUUAGGAGAGAUUUAGGUAAUGUGAGAAAUGUGUAUUCCCCCUGUGAUCCCAAUCCCUGUAAAUCUCAUAGUAAUCAACAAAACCCUAUUCAUGGUUCAAAAGCAUCGCAUGGGGUUUUAAUGAAAAACUCUGUUAUCAAGAAAAUGGGGAGGUACAAUUCUAGAAUUUCAUGUAAUUUGCAUGAGCCUGAUGGCCAGAAAUGCAAAUUUUCUCUCAGCUCUACCACUAAUAAUGGAGUUAAAUGGGGUGAACUGGAUGAAGAUGGAAAAAAUAAAGACAUAGGCUCCAUAGAGAGAGAAUUGGAGACUGAGUUGGAGAGCUAUGAAAGUUGUGAGGAAGGAGAAGAUGAGUUUUUCGAAACAAAUCUAGAAAGGGUCAUGAGAUUAGGAAGAGAAUUUAGGAAAGCUGCUUGUUUAGAACUCGAGAAAGAGAGGAAAGCCUCUGCCUCAGCAGCCAAUGAAGCCAUGGGCAUGAUUCUUCGACUUCAGACUGAGAAAAGCAUGGUGGAAAUGCAAGCUAGACAGUACCAAAGAGUGGCAGAGCAGAAGCAAAUUUAUGAUCAAGAAGUAAUCCGAUCCCUUCGUGAAAUAAUAGCCAAACAAGAUGCAGAGAGAGACUUCUUAGAAGGCCAAUUGAAGAUGUACUCUGUGAAGCUUUUCAAUAGAAGUUUUAAUGGUUUUAGUUGUAAGUACAUGGAAGAGAGGGGGGCAGAGACUGAGUUAUCACCCUUGGAUGACCAACUGAAAAUGUACUCAGAGAAUCUUUUCAAUCGUAGUUUCAAUGAAGAGUUAAUGGAAGAGAAAGGAGAAGAGACUCUACGAAUAUCAACCUUGGAUCCGCAUAAUUCAUUUGUUUUAGACGAUGGACGAGAGGCUGAAUUAGGUAGUGGAUUGAUCCCUGAAAAUGGUUUGAAUGAUACUGCAAAAUCAAUGUUGGUUUAGGGUGUUAAGGCUUUGGGGCUUCUGAUUCACCAAGUCGUGGCGGUGGCCCACGUGACUAUGUUGCUUGGAUGCAAAUGUAGACAUGGCUACAUGAGUUCCUUGUUAUUUUACUUGCAUUUUUGUAUAUGGAAUAUUGACAACACUCAUUUGUAAGAACUCUUUGCCCCACAAUUUAAAUUGGAGUGGAUUCAACAUCA